Seriola aureovittata is the source of this 2863-nucleotide messenger RNA. It is a transcript of the gene syt9a, whose product is annotated as synaptotagmin IXa. Bases 565 to 2256 code for a protein of 563 amino acids. NCBI's taxonomy places the organism in Eukaryota, Metazoa, Chordata, Actinopteri, Carangiformes, Carangidae. The record is from RefSeq and is a predicted model, not a curated record. Gene Ontology annotation, molecular function: calcium ion binding; SNARE binding; calcium-dependent phospholipid binding. Gene Ontology annotation, biological process: regulation of dopamine secretion; cellular response to calcium ion; calcium-ion regulated exocytosis. The transcript is spliced from 7 exons. Gene Ontology annotation, cellular component: membrane; dense core granule.
CCACACCAGACUGGUCUUAGCAGAGAAGUGAUCGGCGUUUGCUACAGGUAGGCUAGUACUGCUCUCCAAUCCAGUUAUUUCUCCAUGUAGUAAAAUGCUCCUCAACUUUUCCUGACCUUGUUGCCGCUUGAAGGCGUAAAGACAUUAGAAGACAACGGACUGCCUGGUGCAAGAAUUCACUGUAGCGUGAGUCCGGCUUUGAAGCGCGCACACAUUUCAGCACCUUGGACAGCGCUCGGCGCCGCAGUGGCUAUGCGUGGAUUCAACCGGUGGCUUUCAACCAGAGCAGCAGUGUGAGGGGACCGUUACACUGAAUGCUUCAUAAAAACUCUGUUUUCCCGCAUGUGGGGAAGGCUAUUUGCUUUCUGGAUAACUUGGACUAGUGCUUUUUCCCUUCUUUCUAAUACAAAGCGUCACCGACGAUUCCAUCGUGUGAGUAGGCGUGCCGCUGGAUGAGUGGUUGACUGAACCGUCCUGAGCAGCGUGGAAUAGGUGACUGUCAGGCGGGCGGAGUGGUGUGGUGGUGCCUAAGAGACCCUCCAUUUAUAAGGAUGCUGGUGGGAAAUGCCUGGAGACAGAGAUGACGAGAUUUGUCAAAAGGCACUUGAACUCCUGUCAGAUCUUUGUUCGAGGGGGGAAGUGCAGAACGAAAACUGCCUGGAUUUUAUCUACUAUUUCCGAGACCUUGCCAGGCCACGCUACACGGAUUCAGAUAUAUCAGUGAGUCUGCUGUCACUAGUCGUGACUGCCUGUGGCCUGGCUCUAUUUGGGGUCUCCCUUUUUGUCUCCUGGAAGCUCUGCUGGAUACCAUGGAGGGAGCGCGGGCUCUCCCCCACCACCAAGGAGGCCCAUGGGCACCUCAACCCCACCAUGAGCCCUCUGCCCUCGCAGCCCGUACCCAGACAGCCUGUUUACACAGCCGUGGACCCCCCGAUGCACAACCGCCGUGAAUCCUCACACUGUUCCAUCGCCAGAGAGCCCACUCCUGUGGCGUCUGUUGUAUCGGUGGAGGCUCCUGUGACUCCUGUGUCACCGCCACCUGUGGUCAUUGCCACACCUGAGGCAGCUAUGAAGAUCAGUCACACAUCUCCAGACAUCCCACUUGACGCCCAGAGUAAAAGUCAGGAAAAUGGGGUUCACACUAACCCUCGUAUGCAGAGACAGACCACUGAACCUCCGCCAUCUGGUCGCUCAAUGUCUGAAAUUGGACAAGGGUCCAUUCGCAGACAUAUGAACCUGUCUAACCCAGACUUCAACGUGGCCCAGUUCCAAAGGCAGGACUCCCUCACUGGAAUGGGGCUGGGCCUCGGCCGUCUGAAACCUGAGCUCUACAAGCAGCGCUCCCUUGAGGGAGACGAAGGCAAUCGCAGAGGAGGAGGCUGUGGACGCCUCCACUUCAUCCUCAAAUUUGACUGCGACCUGGAACAGCUAAUAGUUAAGAUCCACAAAGCAGAGGACCUCCCAGCAAAGGACUUCUCCGGUACCUCUGACCCUUAUGUUAAGAUCUAUCUGCUGCCUGAUCGUAUGACCAAGCACCAGACCAAGGUGCAUCGCAAGACGCUGAACCCUGUGUUUGAUGAGGUCUUCCUGUUUCCUGUUGCGUACUCUGAACUUCCCACACGUAAGCUGCACUUCAGUGUCUAUGACUUCGAUCGCUUUUCACGCCAUGACAUUAUUGGCCAAGUGGUUGUGGACAACUUCCUGGAUCUGGCAGAUUUCCCCAGGGAGACAAAACUCUGCCGGGACAUCCAGUAUGUCUCCUCGGAUAACGUGGACCUCGGGGAUCUGAUGUUUUCACUCUGUUACUUGCCUACUGCUGGCAGAUUGACUAUUACCAUGAUAAAGGCUCGCAAUCUCAAGGCCAUGGAUAUCACUGGUGCAUCUGAUCCAUAUGUGAAGGUUUCACUAAUGUGUGAUGGUCGCAGACUGAAGAAGAGGAAGACAUCGACGAAGAGGAACACUUUGAAUCCGGUCUACAAUGAGGCCAUUGUCUUUGAUGUCCCUCCAGAAAACAUAGAGCAGAUCAGCCUUUUGAUUGCAGUGAUGGACUAUGACCGUGUAGGCCAUAAUGAAGUCAUUGGUGUGUGUCGUGUGGGCAACGAUGCAGACAGCCUCGGUCGAGACCACUGGAGCGAAAUGCUCACGUAUCCCCGAAAACCUGUCGCCCACUGGCAUCCUCUCGUUGAGUACCAGGGGACCACAGGUAGUAGCCAGGGAGGAUCCUGUAAUUCUCUGAAGACACCUCCCUCUCCGUAGCCUUGAGCAACAAUUCACAUAAGAGCACCAAUCAACCUGAAGCCUUGGCUGUACCUUUGGAGUGUGGUGCUGCUAAGUGCUGCACACAUAUGGUCCUAAAAGAAGAACGCAUACAUCCAUAAACUACUAUGGAAAAGAGAGACAAACUGUCUUGAGCUCUGUUGAGUUGGAUCAGUUGCAUGUUGAAUGACCGCUAAGAUGGAUGUUUUCUUUUCUAUAAUGUCCCAUAAGAAAAACAACAGGUAUAUGCAGACAUUUUAAGUCUGUGCUAUUCCUGGGUUUCUACAGUAGUUACUGUUUUUUACAUAGUCCUGUUACUUUGUUUUAAUGAGGUGAAUCUGUAUUUGCACAAUGUACUUACAACCAGUUGAACUGCCACACUGUUUUUUAAUUUGGUGGUGAAUUGGUGCAUGAGGCCAUGGUUUGAUGGGAUAUCUUCUCCUCGUUUGUUUGUUUCCGUUUCUAUUUUGGGAAAACAGCGUGUUAUUCUGUCGGUUGAUGUGCAGUGACGGUUAAUUUCUAGACAAAGUAUCUGUAAGUAAAAGAUGUUAAAUGUUAUCAAUAAAUAUUAUACCGUAAAAAAGAAAAAAAAGAAAAAAAAAAACAA